ACUCUAGUUUCAUCAGGUAAACAUGAGAAUGCCAUCAAACUAGGAGCACUUCACCAACUUUUCAGGAUUGACUUUAUGGUAUACGUACGAGUGUUUUAUCAAGUUGAAGGCAAACCUGUAUGGCCCCAACUAUUGCCAUGUCAGCUUUAUCCGUGGGCUUGAAAACUAAAGACAGCACGCGCUCAUUUGUCGUCGGGAGAAGCGAGAUGCAGACAAGUUUGAGCAUGGCAGAGGAGACGGUAAAGCCCAAAGUUGCCAUCCUUCCUUUCAGCGUCGAAGCGUUGAUGGCCGACAGAAAACCGAGCAGAGACUUGUCAUUAUCAGAUGUGUCGGCUGUUGCGGGAUCGUCUCAUACGCAUGGCGCAAGGAUGAGCUCGCUUUCAAGUUUGGAUAACUCAGUGUCCUCUUUGGCCAUGGGUUCCCCGUUCUCAGUGGGCGAUAUUAUGAACAUUCAAGACGAUGCGUUGGUUAAACCCGAGAGCCCAGAAAGCAAGGACAGGAACUCUUGGAUGCAGAGUCCUCGUUUUUCUCCCACUCCUCCACGGAGGUUAAGUCCCCCCGCCUGUCCACUGAGAAAACACAAGACGAACAGAAAGCCUCGGACUCCUUUUACCACGUCCCAACUAUUAGCUCUGGAGAGAAAGUUCCGCCAGAAGCAGUACCUCUCCAUCGCUGAACGCGCUGAGUUCUCAAGCUCGCUCAACUUGACAGAAACUCAGGUCAAAAUAUGGUUCCAAAACAGGAGAGCUAAAGCCAAGAGACUACAGGAGGCAGAACUGGAAAAACUGAAAAUGGCAGCCAAGCCUAUGCUGCCUCCGGCGUUCGGGAUUUCCUUUCCGCUAGGUGCGCACGUCCCCGCGUCCUAUGGAGGAUCUCACCCUUUUCAGAGGCACUCCCUGCCGGUUUCUCCCGUGGGACUGUACGCUGCUCAUGUCGGAUACAGCAUGUAUCACCUGGCCUGAUGUGCUAGAAGGACUUUAGUGCCAUAUUGACUCUGAAGUGCUUCGAUAUUGCCUACAUCGCCAAAAAGUUCACAGUAGUGAAAACCUGCAAUUUCUCAUAUUACAUAUCAUGACUGGAUCGUCAUUAGGACAACGUUGUAGACGAGAUAUCUGCUACAGUGUAUCGAAGAUUGAUCUACUUUGCAAUGGUUGCAAUAAUUAUUGCCACAUUAGCUGCAAGAGUCACUUCACUUGUGCCAGUCCCAGACGUUUACGCACAAGCUUGGCGUUUUCCACAAACAAACAUAAAACCCACAGGUAGGUUGGGCGCAUCACUUUCGUGGACUAUUGUCACUCCACAAAUAAAGGAUAAGCCAGACGCUAUAUCGUCAAUUUGCAUUCAUGUCAAUGCGUAACAUAAUGGGUUACAUAAUCCAAUGAAAGCUCUUUGCUAAUUUUGGAGGACCACAGCAUUUUUAUUAUAACAGCACUGUCUGUUGUUUGAAUGAUUCCCUUCGGAAGGGAUGUGUACUGUAAGAUAAUGUAUAUUAGAAAAAUAUCCUCAUUUAUAAUAUGAAUAUAUUUGUGACAUAAAUUAACAAUAAAUUGAUUAUUCAUUUAAAAAAAACUGGUUGUUUGUGUU
Molecule: messenger RNA, 1584 nt
Organism: Osmerus eperlanus (European smelt)
Lineage: Eukaryota; Metazoa; Chordata; Actinopteri; Osmeriformes; Osmeridae
Gene: msx1a
Product: muscle segment homeobox 1a
Exons: 2
Coding region: 120-962 (280 amino acids)
Biological process (GO): embryonic morphogenesis; regulation of transcription by RNA polymerase II
Cellular component (GO): nucleus
Molecular function (GO): RNA polymerase II transcription regulatory region sequence-specific DNA binding; DNA-binding transcription factor activity, RNA polymerase II-specific
Source: RefSeq, a predicted model, not a curated record